Molecule: messenger RNA, 915 nt
Organism: Magnusiomyces paraingens
Lineage: Eukaryota; Fungi; Ascomycota; Dipodascomycetes; Dipodascales; Dipodascaceae
Exons: 1
Coding region: 1-915 (304 amino acids)
Source: RefSeq, a predicted model, not a curated record
AUGCCUAUCAACUACACCGCUGUAUCCUAUUCAGGAACCCUCGGGGCUCCCGCUGAUCCCCUACGUACAAUUGGUCUUUACAAACAUUCUUCUGCCUCAGAAUACCCACCCUUCUGGUUUAUCUUUAUCCAUGGUGGAGCCUGGAGAGACCCCCGCAUUAACCACACAGAUGGCCUCCCCCUAAUAUCGGCCCUUCUUGAAAAAUACCCAAAGUCCCUUGCCUGCGCUUCUAUAGAUUACACCCUUGCAAAGCCUUUGGAUGGAUCAAACGGUAGAGGUGCCCAACAUCCUGACUUUACUCUCGACACUCUUGCAGCCCUCACAUACCUGCGCACUCACCACCGUGUCGACCAGUUUGCCAUCUCAGGCCACUCAGCUGGUGCAUUCAUGUCACUCCAAAUUUUCAUUGAACCUAAAGUUUUGCUUAACCCUGUUUAUAAAUCUGUUUCUCUUUAUACUACUCUUUUUGACCAAAAUAUCACUACCACUAAACUUCUAAAUGAUUUAGAAGAAACAACAAACUUUGCCCGUGAAAAAUGUGCUGCCGUAUUUGGCAUUUCUGGCAUUUAUUCUCUUCCUCUUCUUCCCAUUGAAGAUGCAUCGUACACUGGCUUUACUGAGGAGGCCUUUGGUACAGAUCAAGCUCUUUGGGAAAUUUCCUCUGUUGUCCCCUACAUUAAAGAUCACGUUGCUCCAUUCCCCUCUAGUAACGCCUUCAAACUCAUUAUCAUUUAUUCAAAAUCUGAUGAGCUUCUUAACCCCAAGUUCCAGCCUGUUAAAGGCCCAGAACUAUACAUACCUAUUUUGGGCGAAAAAAAUGUCAUUGUGGAAGAAACUUCUGGACUACAUGAUGAGUCUUACAAAGUCCAAAGAACUGCUGACAUUGUGGAUAAGUACCUUGCAGAAUACUUUUAA